Messenger RNA from Belonocnema kinseyi, 1178 nucleotides. RefSeq lists its product as uncharacterized. The transcript has 2 exons. Lineage: Eukaryota; Metazoa; Arthropoda; Insecta; Hymenoptera; Cynipidae. The coding region runs from base 33 to 632 and encodes 199 amino acids. The record is from RefSeq and is a predicted model, not a curated record.
AUAUCUUUGACGGUAGACAAGAAGAAGUCAUAAUGCAAGUCGUAUGCAACAUCUUGUCUUUAGACAUAAGCGAAGGAGAAGUAGAGGAUUCAUUUCUUCAGAGUUUGUCGAAUUAUGACGAAUUCCAAACGCCGGCAGGUGAAAAAGAUAAGAAUGAGCCGGAUUUAGUGACAUGUCCAAAUACAGUUUCUCCGACGAAUGAGGAAAUAAGUCUUCUGGAGUCAUUAGAAAUGGCACUGGCUGUUGGAAUAAUGGCAGGUGAGGGGUUGAAAUAUAUUGCCGGAUAUGUCGCUUGGCGACUCUCACGGGAUACGUCUCUUUGCGUGUGUACUUCCUCGUUAACACAAAAACGCCCAGGCGAAUGGAUCGAUCACUUGUCAAGAGGAUAUUUAAAGUCUCCAACUGAAAAAAUGGUUACAGCUGCAAGAGUAAUGACUGAGAAGUUUAAAAAGUACCACAGAGCGACGUUUUCCAAAGAAUCCAGGAUGUUCGAAACUGUUGCUUUACAAACGAGCACAAGAUUGACUGAGAAAAUCAACAUGAAGGUUUUACUUUGUUUAGUACGAAAUCUCAACGAACAAUUGUCCACUGAGCGAAAGAAGGGAAGGGGCGGCAAAAGUGACACAUGUUAGGUAAUUAUAUGUUUUUCAUUUUCAGAGAGCAUCAUGCAAACAAAAAUGAUGGUUGCAAUGAGUCGGAAAUAUUGAAGUGGCGUUCAAUUGUUUAAUCUAUACUGUUCAUUGAUGAUUGAGAAAUGUGACGGAAGGUAAUUUUUUAUUUCAGUAUCUAGAUUCGACUUUCUUUUACCAGUCGUACAGUGUGCAUUAAUUUUUACCACACUUUGCAGUUCUUUCAGAUUCAAUCCUUGUACAGUAAUUUUGACACACGUAAAUUAUUUUAAUCUAUAACUUUCAUGAAGCCGACAGAGGAAUAGAUGAAUUUUUUACUAAAAUUUGCAGUAUUAAGUUGGGAUAUUUUAAUUUGCAAACGGAAAAAUUAAUUUCUUUAAUUAAAAAAUACGAUUGUUCAACAAGAUAAUUUUUUGAUACUAACAAAGUAGGUUUUUCAAAGAAGUGCAUGAAUUUUUAACGAAAUAGUUCUACUUUUUAAAGAAAAAAGGUAAAUUUUCUACCACAUCGCAGGAUUUCCAACGAGAAGUCAAAUUUUUAAUUGAAAAA